AUGGAUGAGAAUGAUGGGAUUACGCGGAGAAGUUCACGGAGAUCCGCAGUCGACAACAAGCAUUCAAAGAAGCUCGAGACGUUGAAGGCCAUUCAAGAGGCUCGCCGAAGUGGAACUUCGAUCAGAAAACAUCUUGAUGGCUCUGAAGUAAAUGACGUGUAUUAUACGGUGGAUGAAAACGAGUACGAAGAGCUUUUGAAGAAUCGCCAACAAGAUAACUUUGUGGAAGAUGAUGAUGGAAAUGGUUACGUGGAUCAUGGAGUCGAUUUCUUCGAGGAGAGCGACGAGGAGGAGGAAAAAGUGCAAGCAAAAAAGAAGGCCAAAAAAGAAAAGACGAAAAAGGGCGGAAUCACUUCUUUUUUCACUGGUCUCACAAACACAAAUAAACCGAAAAUUGAUGAAUCCAAAGUUACAUUGGACGUUGAUCAUGAUUUGAUGGACGUGUUAGCGGACUUUUCCGAAGAUGAACCAGUUGAAGAAAGGCCAUUUGUCAGUCGUAAUCAAUUCAAGAGAGGACGUGAGAGCUCGCCACCACUUGCCCCAAAACUUGUUGCUACUCGGAAUGUACAACUUUCUAAUACACUUGUCCGGCAAUCAUCCCUCGAUUCACCUCAAGUCAAGAAAUCUUUUGCACUAGAACCACCAAUGAAAAAAACUUGUCCUGAAUCUAUUCCGGAUUCGCUUCCAAUGGAUGAUGGAGGUUUCGAUGAUUCGGAUGAUUAUCCUGGACCUUCUUUUGAUGAUCAGGAACCUACCCCUGCCUUACAAGAAGUUGCUACUCAAAAAAACACCGAAAAUCAGAAAGAUAUGAUGGAGUGGCCGGUGGAAGAGGAAACUGAAGCACCCGAAGAACCGAUUGAAGUAAAUGUGGGAGAAGAAAAAUUCUAUCAGGCUCUUGAAGACAAAGAUGCACAAGGAAACGUCACUCAAACGCCAAUUAUUCGUUUCUAUUGGAUUGAUGCAUUUGAGGAUGCAAACAAAAGACCAGGCACCGUCUAUCUCUUCGGAAAAGUUGAGGUGGCUUCUGAACACUUUGAGAGUUGCUGCAUUGUCGUGGAGAAUAUUUACCGCAAGAUUUACUUCAUUCCAAGAGAUACGAAAAUGUGGAACGGCGUACUAACGGAGAUCCCUGUCGCAAAAAUGGAUGUCUACAAUGAAGUGAAAGAUUUACUGAAAGAUAAAUUCGACAUUAUCAAUUUCAAAUGCGCUAAAGAGUCUAAAAAACGGUUGAUGAAUUGCGAGAACGAUGGAAUGCCCGGUGAAAAGAUGGAUGUGCUUGAAGUCCACUACAGCAGCAGUUAUGCGAAAAUUCCUGUUGACACAAACGGAGAAACGUUCCGUUUUGUGGCCAAUACAACAGCGACCGCAAUGGAACGUCUUCUCAUUGAAACCGAAAUGAAGGGACCUGGAUGGAUGAACAUUGCACAAUUUGUUCCCGCGACUGCAAGGAUUUCUCAUUGUAAGUACGAGUUUACGGUUGACAUGGAACGAAUGAAAAACAUCGUGUAUUUGAAAGAUCAACCGCAGCAAACUCCUCCACUUCGGAUGUUGGCGUUGACUGUUUAUACAACUCUAAACAACAAUCGAGAUAAUGAAAUAAGCAUGAUCUCGUGUCGCAUUACCAACAAGUGUAACAUCAAUUCGACAAACGUGAAUCCUGAACAAAUGCAACGUCUAUGUUUUUUUGCACCACCUCCAGGCGUUGCUGCUCCUAUGGAUAUUCGGAAAAGAUUGGUGGCGGAAAAACUCGAUUCAUUUGUUCAUCAGGCAACCAAUGAAAAGCACUUGUUGAAUAUGUUUCUCUCAAAGUUGAAAGCACUUGAUGUCGAUUUGAUCAUUGGGCAUGAUGCUGUUAGCAAAGUUGGCAAACUGAUUGAGAGACUUGAAAGACUCAAAAUCCCAAAUUGGCAUAUGAUGGGUCGAAUUAGGAGAAGUAUUCCGUUGAAGGUUGGUAGUUCGAAAACGGCUCAAUGGGAGAUGACAGCUGGUCGAUUGGUCUUGGAUAUUAAGAACUCGGCUAUGGAAUUGGUCCGUUGCAAAAGUUAUGAUUUGGAGGAUCUUGCUGAGAAUCUCCUCAAAUAUCGCAUGCGAGCAGUGUAUCCAAAUGAAAUUCCAAGCUUUUUCGCCAAUUCUGAUCAACUACUCAAGCUAAUCGGGAUUGCUUGCCGAGAACCCACUUUGGCUGUUCGACUUGCCAACAGUCUCAACGCCCUCCCUCUCGCCUUUCAAAUCACAAAUGUUGUUGGUGGAGUUGCUUCACGCACCCUUAUGGGAGGUCGAUCGGAGAGAAACGAAUUUCACUUGCUACAUGCUUUUUACAAGAAUGACAUGAUUCCGCCCGAUAAAUUUCAAUCACAUUUCAAACACAAAGGUGUAGUCACCGAAAAGAUCAAAGUGAAGACUGAAAUUAAAGAAGAACCAAUGGAUCCUGAAAGUGAAAUCAACGAUACUCAUUUGGAAACUGAACAGGAAGCAAAGAAGAAAGCUCAAUACUCUGGAGGCUUGGUGCUAGAUCCGAAGAAAGGUCUAUACGAUACGUUGAUUCUUCUGCUCGACUUCAACUCACUUUAUCCAUCAAUAAUUCAAGAAUUCAACAUUUGCUUUAGCACCGUGAACUAUGUGGAUAAGGAUGGAAAUGAUUUACCACCACUGCCGAGUUCCAGUUAUUCUGAGGGUAUACUGCCAUUAGAGUUGCGAGGACUGGUCGAACGACGUCGCCAAGUCAAAGGAUUGAUCAAAACAGCAAAGACUGAUUUAGAGAGACAACAAUUUGAUAUUCGGCAAAUGGCUUUGAAGUUGACUGCUAACAGUAUGUACGGCUGCUUGGGCUUCCAACAAUCUCGGUUUUAUGCAAAACCCUUGGCUGCUCUUGUUACGGCUAAGGGUCGUGAGAUCCUCAUGCACACAAAAGAAUUGGUGGAGAAAAUCGGGUAUUCUGUGAUUUACGGUGACACAGAUUCGAUCAUGAUUAACACGAAUACAAUGGAUCUUCAACUUGCAAAGAAACUUGGACUUGAUAUCAAAAAGCAAGUCAAUCAAUGUCACAAACUUCUCGAGUUGGAUCUUGAUGGAGUCUUUAAACGAAUGCUUCUGUUAAAGAAAAAGAAGUAUGCGGCGUUGGUCAUCAAUCUCGACGAUGAAAAGACAAAGAAGGAAAUGAAAGGUCUCGAUAUUGUUCGACGAGAUUGGUCAGAUCUGGCCAGACAUGAGGGAACACGGAUAGUCGAUCUGAUCUUGGAUCCAAAGUUGAGCCGAGAAGAACUUGUAGCCGAGAUCCAUGAUUCUUUGCGAAGCUUGAGAACAAAAAUUGACAACAGUGAAGUGCCAAUUCAUGAUUUUGAGAUCUUAAAGCAAUUGACGAGAGAUCCAAAAAUUUAUGGUGAUGCCAAAGCGCUUCCACACGUCACGGUUGCUCGUCGAUUGAAUAGCACCGGGAAAUUCCAAUUGAAACAAGGUGAUGUUGUCAAAUAUGUGAUUUGUGAGGAUGGAACUUCAAAUUCCGCUACUCAAAGGGCUUACCACUUAUCUGAACUCGACGCGGAGGGAUCUAAUUUGAAGAUUGAUGUGCAUUAUUAUCUCGCCAAUCAAUUGCAUCCGGUGAUUUCUCGUCUAUGUGAGCCGAUUGAGGAGGCGGAUGCAGCUAGCAUUGCUGAUGCUUUAGGCCUUGAUCCAGCUCAAUUCAAGAAUCGCUCUGUUCAGCGAGAUGGCGAGUGGCUGAACUUUAGCGAAGAGUCUUAUGAUGGUUGUGAAGCUUUCAAGUUUGUAUGCUCUCAUUGCAAUGCCGAGAAUGUUGUCGACAAAAUUUUCAAGACGGUCAAUGGUUCUGUUCGAUUAAGCGUGGAUAGCUGCAGCAAAUGUGAACGACCGCUUGCCUCAGCCGUCACGGAAAUCAAGAACUCUUUCGAAAUCCAGCUUGAUGAAUUUGAUGACAAAAUGGCGAAAUCUCCACUCAAAUGUGACAUUUGUGAUACCGAAAGUGUUUCCCCUGCAAGCGUAUCUCCGGAUGGGACUGCACUUUGUGAAAAUCCAGAUUGUUUUGAUGGAGUUGCGCGGAAAGUAUAUGGUGAAGCGCAACUAUAUCGACAGCAAAAGUAUUUCGAGAUGUUAGUUGAUGUUAAGAGAGCUCAGGAGCGCCUCAAGAACAAAGAGAAAGAUCAACCACCUCCAAGUCCGAUGUGUGAUACGCUUACUGAAAUGCUGCGGACUUUGUUGGGCGAUCGAAAUGUCUCCCAGAAGCGACGAGUGAAAAUGAAAGAAGGAAUGCGAAUUGUUUACUAUUGCAAUGUGCAGCGCUCGUCUGGUUGUCGUUAUGAGAUGAGUGUCAUUGUGCCGAAUGAUAAAGAUGCUAAGGUUUCGAUCGAUGACAUCAAUGAGCACAGCUGUGACUCGACGUCGUCCAGACGAAGACGCCCAAAGCCAACAGUAACCGAUUUGGAUAAACCAUUAAUCAAAAGAAAUCUCGACACUGGCCUCUCAUUUUUACCCACCACUGAUCUAUCGCUGGCUUUCCUCUCAUCGCAACUAUGCGCCUCGGCUCAGCCAGUUUCUCCGUCGACAAGUGUCACGAGUGAGACGAAACCGGGAGCUCUGGUAAAUAUCAACACCCUGAACCCGUUGCCCGGCUCAUCCGAUGGACUUGCCCUUUUUCUUAAUCAAAUGAGCGAGCAAAGCAAACUUUUGAAUUGUUCAACUCCCUCUCCAUCGGAUUCUGGUCAUCCUUGGCAAUGUGUCGAGUGUGAAGUGGUGGAUUUCUCGCGAGUUUCCGAUCGAGAUUUCACACAUAUGUUUCAUGCAAGGUGUACGUACUCCCAUUUCACGUAUGCAUCGCCGCUUCGAGGCUCGACACUUGAAGAGGUCACGAAAGCCGUGAGCACAAUGAUUUACCUUUACAAUCCACCGGAGCGGCUUCGCUUCGAUCCGAUUUUGAAAACGCUCGGCUUAGAACUUGAGAUAAACAGAGAUUUCCCGACGAUCAUCAUCGAUUUUCACACGGAUCCGAAAGCGCAAAGGCAAAAUCAUACGACUCUUCGGCAACUCGUUUUGGGAUGGCUCUUCGAGCACGGGAUUCGCGACGGAUGGGCCGAUCGAUUAACGAGGAUAAAAAUGGAGCACAACAAUGAGCUGGAUCGGGAAUUGGAUUGUACCCCAGCCGAGAAAUUCUUUCGUCGAGACGCGCGCUCACAGUCGGCCGACGACACGAACACAUUCACCGGGCUCGAGCCAACAACGCACGAUGCUUUCAGCGAGUGUGGCACUGAGGAUGCUACAGAUGAACACGUCUCCCCGGAACCGGAGCUCUUUCAAAAAGUCAAACUCGAAAUCCCGACAAGCAAU
Mesorhabditis belari is the source of this 5334-nucleotide messenger RNA. The record is from the annotation of a GenBank genome assembly. NCBI's taxonomy places the organism in Eukaryota, Metazoa, Nematoda, Chromadorea, Rhabditida, Rhabditidae.